Pipistrellus nathusii (Nathusius's pipistrelle) is the source of this 2973-nucleotide messenger RNA. Lineage: Eukaryota; Metazoa; Chordata; Mammalia; Chiroptera; Vespertilionidae. The record is from the annotation of a GenBank genome assembly.
AUGGCUGGGCUCCGCUUCGGGGCCACAGGGCCUCUCGCCAUUUUACUGGUGGUCCUAUUGGUUCAUGGAGAAAUGAGAAUAGAGACGAAGGGGCAGCCCGGAGGAAAUGGGACAGUGGUCCACGGCAAGAGGAGACAUAAACGGGAAUGGGUGAAAUUUGCAAGACCCUGCAGAGAAGAGGAAGACAACUCCAAAAGGAACCCCAUUGCCCAAAUUAGUUCAGAUUUCCAUGUAAAUCAGAAAAUUUCCUACCGCAUUACUGGAAUCGGAGUUGAUCAGCCCCCUCUGGGAAUCUUUGUGGUUGACAGAACUACUGGGGAUAUUAACAUAACGUCCAUAGUUGAUCGUGAGAAAACCCCACAUUUCCACAUCACAUGCCAUGCGCUAAAUGCCUAUGGACAAGAUGUAGAGAAGCCACUUGUAUUAACGGUCAAAAUUUUAGACAUCAAUGACAACCCUCCGGUGUUUUCACAAGAUAUAUUCAUGGGCGAAAUUGAAGAAAACAGCCCUGCAAACUCGCUGGUGAUGAUCCUGAACGCCACGGACGCCGAUGAGCCCAACCACCUGAACUCAAGAAUUGCCUUCAAGAUCGUCUCCCAGGAGCCCGCGGGCGCCCCCAUGUUCCUCAUGAGCAGACACAGCGGCGAGGUCCGCACUCUGACCAGCUCUCUGGAUCGGGAGCAAGUGAGCAGCUAUCAUCUCAUCGUGAGCGGCGCAGACCAAGACGGAGAGGGGUUAUCAAGCCAGUGUCAGAGCAGCAUCAAAGUGAAGGAUGUCAACGACAACUUCCCAAUGUUCAAGGAAUCUCAGUAUUCAGCGAGUAUUAAGGAAAACUCUUUGAGUUCGGAAUUACUUCGAUUUCAAGUAAUAGAUUUGGACGAAGAGUUCACAGACAAUUGGCUGGCGGAGUAUUUCUUUACCUCUGGCAACGAAGGGAAUUGGUUUGAGAUACAAACUGAUGCCAGGACUAACGAAGGCAUCCUGAAGGUGGUUAAGCCCCUAGAUUAUGAACAACUACAAAAUGCACACUUUAGUAUCGCCGUCAAAAACAAAGCUGAAUUUCACCGAUCUGUAAUCUCUCAAUAUCGAAUCCAGUCAACCCAAGUCAAGGUUCAAGUUAUAAACGUGCAAGAAGGAAUUGCAUUCCGCCCUGCUUCCAAGACGUUUACUGUCCAGAAAGGCAUAAGUAGGAAAAGGUUGAUCAAUUAUAUCCUGGGAACGUAUGCAGCCUUUGAUGAAGAAGCUAACAAAAUUGCUUCAAAUGUCAGAUAUGCCCUCGGACGGAAUGAUGGUGGUUUUCUAAUUAUUGACUCAAAAACGGCUGAAAUCAGAUUUGCCAAAAACAUGGCUCGGGAUUCUUCUACUUUCAUAGGUAACAGGACAAUCAUAGCAGAGGUUCUAGCCAUCGAUGAAAAAACAGGGAAGACGUCUACGGGCACCAUCUACGUUGAUGUGCCUGGUUUUAAUGAAAAUUGCCCGACAACGGUCCUGGCACAGGAAAGGAUCUGCAGCUCAUCACCUUCUGUGGCUGUCUCUGCAAGAGCGCAGGACAGCGGGAGAGACACUGGCCCCUACGUGUUCUCCCUGGAGGAUGAUGUAAAGCUGCCGGCUGUGUGGCGGAUCACAACCAUUAACGCCACCGCUGCGAUGCUGAGCGCCCAGGCGCCGCUGCCCCCCGGGAUGUACCCCAUCUCCCUCGUGAUCACAGACAGACAAAACCAGCAGUGCGACACUCCCGACAACCUGGCUGUGGAGGUGUGUCAGUGUGACAACAGGGACACCUGUAGAGCAGUCCCCCAGCCCGGGCCCCGGUAUGGAGACCAGCCAUCGGGGAGGCUGGGGCCCGACGCCAUCGGCCUGCUCCUGCUUGGCCUUCUGAUGCUGCUGCUGGCGCCCCUCCUGCUGCUGACCUGUGACUGUGGGAAGGGACCUAUUGGCGGAGUAACAUCUGGGUUUAUCCCGGUUCCUGAGGGCUCAGAAGGAACCAUUCAUCAGUGGGGGAUCGAAGGGGCCCAGCCUGAAGACAAGGAAAUCACAAAUAUUUGUGUGCCACUUAUAACCUCCAAUGGAGCUGAUUUCAUGGAAAGUUCUGAUGUCUGCAUGAAUGCCUGCACCAGAGGAAUGACGGCGGAAGGAGCGUCGGGCAUGGAACUGACCACCAACCUGGGAGCGGCCGCGGGAGCUGGGGCCGCCGCGGGGUUCGGAGCCACCACUGGCCUGGGCUUCUGCUCCGCGGGCCAGACGGGAACCAUGCGGACAAGGCAUUCCACGGGAGGGACCCACAAGGAAUGUGUCGAAGGAGCAAUAAGCAUGAACUUCUUGGAGUCCUACUUUUCCCAGAAAGCGGUCACCUGCGCAGAGGAGGACGGGGGCCAGGAAGCAAACGACUGCUUGCUCAUCUAUGACAACGAAGGCCUGGGGGCCCCCGGCUCCCCCGUGGGCUCCCUGGGCUGCUGCAGCUUCAUUGCCGACGACCUGGAUGACAGCUUCUUGGACUCGCUGGGCCCGAAGUUUAAGCAGCUGGCAGAGAUCAGCCUGGGGCUGGAUGACACAGGCAAACAGGCCCAGCUGCCCGCCCACAGCAGCGGCUCUGGGGCGGGCGCCUGUGGCCACUCCGUGGAGAUGCAGCACUCGGAACCGUUUAGGGGCCAGACCACGUCGGGCGGUCAGGGGGCUUGCGCUUGGUCUGCUUCGGGCUCUGUCCUCCAGCCGGCCAUUUCCAUCCCCGACCCCCUGCAGCAGGGCAGCUGUCUGGUGACGGAGACUUACUCGGCUUCUGGCUCGGCUUGUGGCUCCUUCCUGUACCCUCCCACUGCGACCUUUGACCCACUUCUCACGCAGCAGAAUGUGGUGGUGACAGAACGCAUGAUCUGCCCCGUUCCCAGUGGCCACGGCCACCUGCACGGGCCCACCGAGCUGCGAGGGGCCUGUAACAUGAUCUGCACAGAAGACCCUUGUUCCCGUCUGAUCUGA